Molecule: messenger RNA, 1284 nt
Organism: Talaromyces rugulosus
Lineage: Eukaryota; Fungi; Ascomycota; Eurotiomycetes; Eurotiales; Trichocomaceae
Exons: 1
Coding region: 1-1284 (427 amino acids)
Biological process (GO): folic acid-containing compound biosynthetic process
Cellular component (GO): cytosol; cytoplasm; mitochondrion
Molecular function (GO): dihydrofolate synthase activity; tetrahydrofolylpolyglutamate synthase activity; ATP binding
Source: RefSeq, a predicted model, not a curated record
AUGAUCGAACUCGGCCUCUCUCGCAUCUCUCGUCUCGUCCAGCAGUCGACCUUUUCCUGGAAAGCUAUCCAUGUCGCUGGCACCAAUGGCAAGGGUUCCAUCACCUCCUACGUCUCUGGUUUGCUGGCUGCUGCGGGGGUGAGCUGCGGUCGGUUUACCUCCCCUCAUUUGAUUGACCGCUGGGACUGCAUCACCAUAAACGAGAAGGUGGUGGAGGAGUCCCUUUUCCGGCAAGUCGAAGAGCAAGUCAAAAAGCGAGAUCAGUCCCUGGGCCUGGGUGCAUCCGAGUUUGAGCUUCUUACUGCAACCGCCUUUGAGAUUUUCCACCAGCAGCAUGUUGAGGUGGGCGUCGUCGAGGUGGGCAUGGGAGGCCGCUUGGAUGCCACAAACAUCCUUACAAAUGUUCUUGUUUCCGUGAUUGCCAAGAUUGGCCGUGACCACGAAACAUUUCUCGGCAAUUCGAUUCAAGCAAUUGCAAACGAAAAGGCGGGCAUUCUCAAGAGCGGUGUCCCCUGUGUCAUUGACGGAACCAAUGAGCCUCAAGUGCUCCAAGUGCUCCAGGCUCGAAUUCAAGAUCUGGGAAUCGAUGCCACUACGGCGUCCUCUGACGUGGCAACUCAAAAGUUCCCCAAUUUAGCCUCAUUAUUUCGGGACCUUGACCUGGAGCCCCAUCAGAAGACAAACAUUGCCUGUGCGACACUAGCAUUACAAAAGGCUGCUGAGCACAUCCAACUAAAGAGAAGUGUGGACGAGCUGGUACCAGUGCUAUCAGAGAUACAGUGGCCGGGCCGUUUACAAUUCCUUAGUCUUGAGCCACUCGUAUCUCGAACGAAUCCGAUCCUCCUUGACGGAGCACACAAUGGUCAGUCAUCAGGCGUUCUUGGCCAGUUUGUCGACCGGAAAUUGCGCCAGAACGACCAAUGCGUCACCUGGGUCAUCUCUAUCUCCCACGGCAAGCUUUGGCCCGAGAUUUUGGAACCUUUGAUCCGCCCUGGUGACAGCGUCGCAGUUGUUGCGUUUGGGCCGGUCGAAGGCAUGCCAUGGGUGAAAGCCACCGACACAGACUCUCUAGCUUCCGAGAUCAGGACGAUGCCAGGCGUUUCCAGCGUUGAAUCUUUUGGCUCAGAUAUCCCUGGUGCAAUAACCUGGGCAUCCGGAUCUGCCAAUGAAGGGCCCCUGGUGAUUGCGGGCAGCUUGUACCUGGUCUCUGACAUUUUUCGGCUCCUCCGUGGGAAGCAGCAGACGAAUAGCACAGUAACUAUAGAUCGACGCAAUGUAGAGUAA